GCGGUCGAGAAAGUUCCUCCGGUGGCAUUUAAAGCUGCGCGGCGUUUGAGGAGCGUCAGUUGUGUCGUGACUCUCUGUGCGUAUUUGUACGGUUUACGACAUUCACAAAGAUGCCUGAGGAAGCUCGAAUGGAAGAAUCCAGCGAGGUGGAGACCUUCGCUUUCCAAGCUGAGAUCGCUCAGCUUAUGAGCCUCAUCAUUAACACCUUCUACUCCAACAAGGAAAUAUUCCUUCGAGAAUUGAUUUCCAACUCCUCGGAUGCUUUGGACAAGAUCAGGUACGAGUCUUUGACUGACCCCACGAAGCUGGAUGCGCAGAAGGAGCUUUACAUCAAGAUCAUUCCCAACCGUGAUGACCGUACCCUCACCCUGAUCGAUACUGGAAUCGGAAUGACUAAAGCUGAUCUCAUAAACAACCUGGGCACGAUCGCAAAAUCCGGCACAAAGGCCUUCAUGGAAGCCCUUCAGGCUGGUGCUGACAUCAGCAUGAUUGGUCAGUUUGGUGUGGGCUUCUACUCUGGGUACUUGGUCGCCGAUAGGGUUACCGUGACUUCCAAGCACAACGACGAUGAACAGUACACGUGGGAGUCGUCAGCCGGUGGCUCGUUCACCAUUCGCACGGACAACACUGAACCCCUCGGACGUGGUACGAAAAUUGUGCUGCAUCUGAAGGAAGAUCAGACCGAGUAUCUCGAAGAGCGCCGUAUCAAGGAGGUUGUAAAGAAGCACUCCCAGUUCAUCGGGUACCCCAUCAAGCUCCUGGUCCAGAAAGAGCGCGAGAAGGAAGUGUCUGACGAUGAAGAGGAAGAAGAAAAAAAGGAAGAGAAGAAAGAGGAAGAAGAGGAGGAAGGAAAGCCAAAGAUCGAGGAUGUUGAUGAGGAGGAAGAGAAAGAAAAGGAAAAGAAGAAAAAGAAGAUUAAGGAGAAGUACUCCGAAGAUGAGGAGCUCAACAAAACCAAGCCCAUUUGGAUGCGCAACCCAGACGAUAUUUCUCAGGAGGAGUAUGGAGAAUUUUACAAGUCUCUCACCAACGACUGGGAAGAUCACUUGGCAGUGAAGCACUUCUCUGUAGAGGGGCAACUGGAGUUCCGUGCUCUGCUCUUUGUCCCCAAGAGGGCACCAUUCGACCUCUUCGAGAACAGGAAGCAAAAGAACAAUAUUAAGCUGUAUGUGAGAAGGGUCUUCAUCAUGGACAAUUGUGAGGAUCUUAUUCCAGAGUACCUAAACUUCAUCAAGGGUGUUGUUGACUCCGAGGAUCUCCCUCUGAACAUUUCCCGUGAGAUGCUUCAGCAAAACAAGAUCCUGAAGGUCAUCAGGAAGAACCUGGUGAAGAAGUGUCUUGAACUCUUCGACAGCAUUGCAGAGGACAAAGAAAUGUACAAGAAGUUCUACGAACAGUUCAGCAAGAACAUGAAGCUGGGCAUCCACGAGGACUCUCAGAACAGGAAGAAGCUGGCAGAGUUCCUCCGCUACUACACAUCUGCCUCUGGUGACGAGACCUGCUCCCUCAAGGACUACGUAUCCCGCAUGAAGGAGAACCAGAAGCACAUCUACUUCAUCACUGGAGAAUCGAAGGAUCAAGUGGCCAACUCUGCCUUUGUUGAACGUGUCCGCCAACGGGGCUUCGAAGUCAUCUACAUGAUCGAGCCCAUCGACGAGUACUGCGUCCAGCAGCUCAAGGAGUACGACGGCAAGACCCUCGUCUCUGUCACCAAGGAGGAACUGGAGCUCCCAGAGGACGAAGCAGAAAAGAAGAGGCAAGAAGAGAACAAGCAGAAGUUCGAAAACCUCUGCAAAGUCAUGAAGGACAUCCUCGACAAGAAGGUUGAGAAGGUCGUCGUGUCUAACCGUCUGGUGAAGAGCCCUUGCUGCAUCGUCACCAGCAAGUAUGGCUGGUCUGCAAACAUGGAACGCAUCAUGAAGGCCCAAGCCCUCAGGGACUCUUCCACCAUGGGCUACAUGGCAGCUAAGAAGCACUUGGAAGUCAACCCUGAUCACCCCAUCAUGGAGACCUUGAGGCAGAAGGCUGAUGCUGACCGCAACGACAAGGCUGUCAAGGACCUUGUGAUGCUGCUCUUCGAGACUUCUCUGCUCUGCUCUGGUUUUGCAUUGGAGGAUCCUCAGCUGCACGCAGACCGCAUCUACCGCAUGAUCAAGCUGGGUCUUGGCAUCGAUGACGAUGAAGUCGCAGCUGGCGGUGACACCACCACCAGCUCCGCAGCAGUCACUGAAGACAUGCCACCACUGGAAGGUGAUGAGGAGGAUGCAUCUCGCAUGGAAGAGGUCGACUAAGUGACCAUGGACUAUAGCAUUCCAAUUACUGCUCAUCAACUGUACAAACUCAUCCAUUCUUUGUGUUUUGUGUUUGAUUAAAUUAACUAGUCACGAUGUUCCAA
Ornithodoros turicata is the source of this 2395-nucleotide messenger RNA. It is a transcript of the gene Hsp83, whose product is annotated as heat shock protein HSP 90-alpha-like. Gene Ontology annotation, molecular function: ATP-dependent protein folding chaperone; ATP binding; ATP hydrolysis activity. Gene Ontology annotation, cellular component: cytosol; plasma membrane; perinuclear region of cytoplasm. The record is from RefSeq and is a predicted model, not a curated record. The transcript is spliced from 3 exons. Gene Ontology annotation, biological process: cellular response to heat; protein folding; protein stabilization. Lineage: Eukaryota; Metazoa; Arthropoda; Arachnida; Ixodida; Argasidae. Bases 111 to 2291 code for a protein of 726 amino acids.